UCCCGCUUCACCCCAACAUCUCCUGUACCACAAGCCUCUCACGAAAGACCCCUGGCUCUAAAUCCACCGCCGUCAUGCCUCGCAAAGCCGCGCCCGCCUAUGUCCUAGGCGUAGGAAUGACCAAAUUCAUCAAGCCGAGAGGAAAGGUCGACUACCAUGAACUCGGUUUCGAAGCCGGCGUGAAGGCAAUGUUGGAUGCACAGAUCAACUACGACGAGGUCGACCAGGGAGUGGCAUGCUAUUGCUACGGAGAUUCGACAUGUGGACAAAGAGUCUUUUACCAAUUCGGCAUGACCCAGAUCCCCAUUUACAAUGUCAACAACAACUGCGCGACGGGGAGCACCGGUCUCAACAUGGCCCGCCAGGCCAUUGCGUAUGGCGCCGCCGACUGUGUUCUCGUCGUCGGCUUCGAGAAGAUGUCGCCCGGUAGCCUCCAAGCCUACUUCAACGACCGCGAAAACCCCACCGGCACCACGAAUGCCAUGCUGAAGGCGACCAGAGGUGUCACGAACGCCCCCGGCGCGGCCCAGCUCUUCGGCAACGCCGGACGCGAAUACAUGGAGAAGUACGGCGCAAAAGCAGAGGACUUUGCGGAAAUCGCUCGCAUCAACCACGAGCAUAGCAAGAGAAACCCAUACUCUCAAUUCAUGGACGAGUACACACUAGAACAGAUCAUGAAGUCGCCCAUGAUCCACGCUCCCUUGACGAAACUCCAAUGUUGCCCGACCUCGGACGGUGCCGCGGCCGCCGUGAUCGUCUCUCAGGACUUCCUGGACAAGCGACCGCAUCUCAAGUCUCAGGCGAUCCUCAUCGCCGGCCAGUCAAUGGCCACCGACUCGACCGACCUUUUCAGCCGCUCGGCGAUCGACCUGGUUGGAUAUCAGAUGACCGUAUUCGCCGGCAAGGAGGCCCUGAAGCAAGCCGGAAUCACCGCCAACGACGUCAGCAUCGUCGAGCUGCACGAUUGUUUCAGCGCCAACGAAAUGUGCGUCAUCGACGCGCUCGGCUUGUCCCCCAAGGGCAAGGCCCACGAGCUGGUCCGACAGGGUGGUAUCACGUACGGUGGUAAAUAUGUCGUCAACCCGUCCGGUGGUUUGAUCUCCAAGGGCCAUCCUCUUGGUGCAACUGGACUUGCCCAAUGUGCCGAACUCACUUGGCACCUGCGAGGUUGGGCCAACAACCGCCUCGUCAAGGACACAAAGUACUGUCUCCAACAAAACCUGGGUCUCGGCGGUGCCGUCGUCGUGACCGUGUACAAGCGAGCGGACGGAAAGGCUGCGUCUCCCGUGUCGGACUCGGAGGUCGGAAAGACCAAUCACCUCGGAUACAAUCCCGCGACCCAGGCUAAGGGCUUCACGAUCGAGCAGGCCAAGCAGGUCUUGAGUAGGAAGUCCUUCUCUGACUGGGCUGUCCAGGACGUCCAGAGCAAGGUCCAGGCCAGGUUCUAGUCGACCGGGGAGUAUGUAGGAAACUGUAAAGGCAGCAUUAUUGAACCUGUAUAGAAACAGUAUAUUGAAACCGUACAGAAUUAG
Messenger RNA from Exophiala oligosperma, 1532 nucleotides. RefSeq lists its product as uncharacterized. Lineage: Eukaryota; Fungi; Ascomycota; Eurotiomycetes; Chaetothyriales; Herpotrichiellaceae. The transcript has 2 exons. Bases 75 to 1448 code for a protein of 457 amino acids. The record is from RefSeq and is a predicted model, not a curated record. Gene Ontology annotation, molecular function: acyltransferase activity, transferring groups other than amino-acyl groups.